Molecule: messenger RNA, 551 nt
Organism: Uranotaenia lowii
Lineage: Eukaryota; Metazoa; Arthropoda; Insecta; Diptera; Culicidae
Exons: 2
Coding region: 17-544 (175 amino acids)
Source: RefSeq, a predicted model, not a curated record
CUUUCAACCAAGCAGUAUGGAGCUGUUUUUUAAGUUUCUUUCUCUUGUGAUAUUUGUGCUGUCAAAUGUAGUAGUUGAAGUUCACUCCUUGCAAUGUAUCGUUUGUGAUCCAAGCCAGAGCAAAGAAAAUUGUGCCCACGAAACGCUGGAAUGUACUACGGCUUUGGUGCUCAAAUCCCACUUUGAAAUAAGACCUGCUAAUCCGAGCCUGCCUCUAGUGUCACCCUAUGGUGACGCACCGGCGCAAUUCAAGUGCGCAGUAAUCGAAACAGCGAAAGAUGAUCAAACACGAACCGGUCACUACUGCACCUUCAAGAGUACCAAGAUAUGCGAGGGAUGGACGUCCCGUUAUGAAAUGUUAGGCUGCCGACUGUGUGCGACCGAUUUUUGUAACUACGGAUUGGCAUUUUUGCCCGGAGAGAUAGGGUUGCCAACUGUAACGAGUGAUAUGGAUGCGAAAGGAACGGGAAGGGUGGCCGUAGUUGAAUUGAUUGUUCUUGUAGGAGCUGUAGUGGUUGCAUUUAUUUUGCAAUUGAUUCUAUAAGGUACAU